Labrus mixtus (cuckoo wrasse) is the source of this 5546-nucleotide messenger RNA. RefSeq names its product myelin protein zero-like 1 like (gene mpzl1l). The transcript is spliced from 6 exons. NCBI's taxonomy places the organism in Eukaryota, Metazoa, Chordata, Actinopteri, Labriformes, Labridae. The record is from RefSeq and is a predicted model, not a curated record. Gene Ontology annotation, cellular component: membrane; cell surface; focal adhesion. Bases 73 to 870 code for a protein of 265 amino acids.
AGAAAGAGCUCGUACGACAGAGGGUGGAGGAAAAAAAAAAGCAGAGGGACUUCUCCUGUUUACAACAACAUAAUGGAGCCAAAAUGGUCAAACAACAUCUGCAAGCGUGCUUUACUGACUGGAUUUACGUUAUUUAUUGUACUAGUCACAAAGUCAACACAAGCGAUCGACAUCUACGCCGACUCGGAGGUGAUCCUGCAGAACGGCACGGCGGGAACACUUCGAUGCACCUUCAAGUCGAGUGAAGUCGUCAGCCACACCACCGUCGUGACCUGGAGCUUCCAGUCCAGUCAGCUUGACAAUAAGUUCUCCAAAGCUGCGCACACGAUUUUCUACUUGUCAAAUGGUAAAGAAUACCCAGGUCUAGCAGAGUUCAAAGACAGGGUGCAGUUUAUCGGAGACAUAAAUAAGAGGGACGUCUCGAUACAGCUGAGCCCGGCUCAGUUCAGCGACAACGGCACCUUCUUCUGCGACGUGAAGAACCCACCUGACGUGAUGGGAACACCUGCUCGAAUGGAGCUCAGGGUCGUCCUGAAAGAAUCUCUUCCUGCCAGCAACACAGCCAUUAUAGUCGGAGCAGUUUGUGGUGCUUUAUUUCUGCUCGUCCUCGUCGCUGUAGCUGCCUGUAUCGUAAUGAGGGUGCUUCACAGCCGUCAUGAAUAUGAAGGAUGCACGUCCUUGGAAAGCGUGAGCUCUCAGGCUCCGCAGCAACGAAAGAAGGUGGAGUCCAGCCUGGAGGGCUCCAGGUGUACCAGUCCCUCGGGUCCACUACAGGGCCCGGUGAUAUACGCCCAGUUGGAUCACUCAGGCAGCAAAAACUCGUUCCAUAAGAUGGAGCCUGUGGUCUACGCUGACAUCCGUAAAAACUGAAGAGGGACCGGGGACCAAAAAGAAAAAUAUACAAAACCACAGUAAAGUAUCAGACCUCUCUAUCAGCUGCUCUUGGGAAGGGGUGGGCAUAUCUCAACAGGGACAGAAAAUCGGUGCAGUCUCCAUCUUAUUUUGAAAUUCUUUUGUCCUCUGAAAGCAUGAUACUGUUAUAUGAAAAAAAGUGACGUCUCCAUGUGCUUUAUUGUGACGACAAAAAAAAAAGCAAAGAAACACUCCAGUGGACUGUACAGUACUCCAUCACAUCAGCCUUGAAAUCUUUCUCUGACAAGCAAAUAAAAAAAAUACCUUCAUAGAAAUCAUUCCACAUGUUAAAAUACUUCUUUAAACUUUUUUUAUUUUGUGCCUGAAAAAACUUCACACGGCUGUUGCACCGGCUCUAAAUGAUUCAACUGUUUUCUGCUUCAUGUUUAACUUUGUAGGACACUAAACUUUGUUUCAACACUACUUAAGACGUCUCUAAAUAGCGAUGGGAAACUAGACUGAGUAUAAGAGGUGGACGUAGUCUCUGGGUCUGACAAGUUGAAAUACAGCCAUCACAGAGAAAUAAAGCCAAUAAAAGACGUGCCUUAAACCUGCGUUUUCUCAAUCAGGCAGCAGGGGGCGACUCCACUAGUUGCAAAAAUAAGUCAUAUUAGAUGUCUACAAGUAAAUGACUAUUUGUCUUGUUUGAUUUUUUACUCUAAUAAUUUUCCUGAUAAGUCUAUUUUUUUAAUCGCUAAUUUCAAGUCGUCUGUCAUUUCGUCGGUUAUUCUCCCGUUUAGAGAAAAAUAAACGAUCCAGUUAAGUGUUCUUUAGGGUUUGGCUACCUUUGAUGUACAAGUCACUGCUCCUGUGGUCUUAAAGUCACUCAGAGUUGUUGACUUUUGUAUUUGAUGCUUGUUUUUUGUGCAUCCCAAUCGAUGUCAAAGUUACAGAAGUAUGGAUAAUUGGUGCUAACAAAGCUAGAGCUAGCAUUAGCUUUAUGAAUGAGCGUCUGCUAACCUCUCCAGCUGCACUGUCUUAUCCAGAUUUAAUCACGUAUUGCUUCACAAACCAAAACGGACGACUUUAAAAAUAAUAGUCCUCUAACCAAUGGUGAUGUCACGAUGGCUACGUUCACUUCUUCUACUCAGUCUAUGGACUGAAUGAGAGAUUCAAAGAGAUAUUUUAUCGCCAGCAUGCAAACCAGCUAACAUUGCGUUUCAGCUUUGUGGAAGCACGCACACAGCGCCGCGCUCCCCUGCUGGUUCAGCUUAAACCGUCUCGCCUCCGUUACUAACACCAAAGACACUACAGAGGGGGGGAUUACUUUGUCCCCCCAUUACGCGUAAACAUCACGGCUUGAAACAUCGGUCUGAAAAGUGCUUAUGGCUGAUCGACAGACGGGUCAAUAACCUGAAUGUCUGUGAUUCUUUCAUUUAAGUUUCUCUCUCAAUCCUGAGUUUCAAACGUUUAACAAAGCAGCGUCUGUUCUGUGUUUAAUUAACCUGAACAGAGUGAACGUUCAAGUUUAACUUAUCCUAACUCUGUGUUGUAAUAAAUUUCACAUCUUAAAUGACAUUUCUUUUAAGCUAUGCUUGAAUUUACACCUCGCCGGUGCAGCAGCCUCGGUUCAUCUCGCUGUCGGGCGCUUCCACAGUGAUCUUGUUUUGUCGGGGCGUGUAGUUACAUUUUACAUCGCCUUCAGUAACUUUGCAUGCAGCUAUGAUGACAUCUACAAACUAAAGUUGGUACUCCUCAACUAGACUGACAUCGUAUUUACUGUGAAUGCUUCAGUUUUCUGUAGACUCCUGGCAUGUUGUCGUGGUACCUUUUUAUAAAGAAAAACCAACUCCCGUUUGAUUUUCACCUCAGUGGAACGCCAUCUUUAAACAUUUUUUGCCCUGAAUUGCCAUUUUCAUUUUAAAAAGAAGUGCAUAAACACAAUAAGAGCAAUGCAGCCUCUGUGCAUCUUUCUGUUCUGCAAAGUGCAAGACGUUUACCUGCCUGUUUGUGAGGUGUAAAAAAAAAAACCUCCUGCUUGUGGGUGUUACCCGGGCAGUUGUUUUAGUUUUGAGUUCUUCUGAAAUAUGCAUGAGCAAACAAAAUGUGCAACUGAGGUGAAAUCAUCUACGAAAACUGGGAGCUGACAUUUGUUGUUGGAUGGAACAAAUGCUAAAUACACUGUUUGCAUGCAAUUUACUAACAUAACAAUCAUUAUUACAAACAUAUCCAUCCUUUCUUCCAUCUAUGUAUCAUGUAAAACUCUUUUUUUUUUCUUAAACUAAUGGGCCAAAUAUAUUUGAGUUCUUUUCAGAAGCUUUAAAAUGCAUUCCAAAUCCGUCAUUUCUGUUGUCUCCAAGCAUUUAAAAGCCAAAUGUAUGUUCCGGUUCUGUUUGUCGAUGGCUCGCUAACCUAUGAGAAUGAUGUCUGUGUUGAAAAAAAAAUGUCUUAAAAAAAGUUCAGCUUCAGCCCGUGAUUCACAAUGCAGUAAAUCUCCACGUUGACCAGUAUUUGUAUAUAUUUCCUGCUCGUGUAAGAUAUAGUGCUGUUUACUGUAACUCAUUCCAGUGUGGUGCGGAUGUGGUUGUCUUUCCCCAGAAGGAGAGAAGUUUGCUGUAGAGGUCUAGAGAGAGAGAGUUGGUGUUUUUUCUUUUGAUGUUUUUCUCUUUUUUCAGUCUGAAUUAUUUCUCGCCUCACACUCAAGCGUACAGUGUGCAGCGCCUGCAGGUGGUGUUGAGCCGGUCCACUCAGAUGGCUUGAAUUCAACUUUGUUUUGGUUAAUUAUGUACGCAAAAUCAGAUUUAUUCUGAAUAUUCAUUACUUAAGUGGUGGCCAAGCUACCAUGACCAUGAUGUGACACUUGCAUAAAUCAUUUAUUUAUCCACUUGGGGGCAGCAGACCAGAAUCAGCUUCGUUGGCCAUUUAUUCUCAAAUACACAAAAUAAAUUUGACUACGGUGACCAAGCUGUGGACAUGACUUUGACAUUUGACAUUUAAAGUUUAAAUGGUGAAUAAGAGAUAAUCAAAUAUUUAAAUGUGUUUGGAAUCAUGCUUAUAUUUACCUGAUAAAUUAAAAGAUAGUUCACUCCCCAGUCCGACAAGUGCAAUCGCACUGCAAGACAUGGGUAAGAAAGCGGCUGCAAAUUCUGACGACGAUGCAAAUAAAAAAACAAAUGUAAACAAAACAUGAAGCGAAUGCAUACACGAUGCAAAAUCAAACACAUGCAGAGACAAUGCUGCACAUUCAGACAUCUUAAAGGUUGUGCUCCUGGGUUGUUUUUGUCCUCAAAGUUGUGUUUGGCCAUUUAUCUGCUAAAUGCUCCACAAUGUUCCCGAGCUCGUCUAGGUUAAAACAACAAUGUUCUCUUUAAGCUGAAAAAAAACAUUUUCAAAGAGGCGAGAGUUAACCAUCUGUUUUCACUGUCAUUUGUUUUAAAAACAAAUAGCCAGGACAGCCACUUCAAACACACCCAAGGUGAAGGAUAUUACAUUAUGUUCCAAGUUAUUUUUUGUUUAAACUUCUGCUAGAGGGAACUAGUACCAGCUGUGUCACUUUAAACUUUGUAACAUUUGUACAACACAUCCAUUAGGAUCAUUAAAGUCUGAAUUUAGAAUAAGACUUGACAGCCCAAGUACAAAGUUCACAUUCGAACUGUGAUGAGCCAUUCAAAUUCAAAACAUCAGCGCAUCAGACCGUCUGAAGUAGUUUGCAGUCUGAUCCAGCAGAGGGCGAAUAUGUUUGAACAUUACUGUGUCAUAUACUUAAAAUCGUUCAAAGUGGUUUUAUUUUGAAAAGUACGGCCCUAGUCUGUCCCCACAACGGCUCUGAAGCUUGUUACACACCAGAAAACACGAGUGGUUAAAACAAAACAGACAUUUAAACAAUAUCGUCUUACACUACACCUCGUUUGAAAAUAAAUCGACAUUAAAAACUGAAUAUUACGCCCAGCCCUCCUCCAAUCAUUCCUCAUGUUUCUAUAAACUCCUCUUAUGUGAUAUUCAGGCCAUCAUGAGAGACCACUGUGGCUGUGACAACACAACGCAGGCGCUGUACUCGACGUGUUUCAUCUUUUCUCUUCUCCUCUGUUGUUUGUUCUCUUAGUUUGCAUGUACCCUCCACAUAUUCACCAAAUCAAACCUGUAUGAUACUGCCAAAACCUUACUGCUGGUCGCUUUGCUCUGAUCGUGACUUGUCGCAGUGUUUAGUGCUGUUGUAGAAAUUGUGAUGUAAACUAUAAAUUAUGAAAGAUUUACAGUUUGAGCGAGCUCACACGCAGCGUUCGAUGUCUUAAAAGUGUCGAGUGAACGUUCACUCGGCUCACGGCGAGUCUUAAAGUGCGUGCUUAGUGUUUUUUCGAUGGUAAAUAGUCGUGUGUUUAUGAGAAUUGUUUGGUAUGUUAUGUUGUAAAAUCUGCACUAUGUCUUGCAUAUCAAAGACAACAAAUUCCCUGUGAUUUUUUGUUUUUAUUUGGGUUCAUCUCAGAAUGACCUUGGCCUCUGUUUCAUGUCUCUAAAACUGGAAUGUUGUACAUUUAGUGCCUUUUACAUUUCAUCAGCUAACUUGAACAUCUGCUCCAAAUAGAAAAGAUAAGAUUCAUUUAUUUUCCUUUUACUGUAUGUAUUUUUUUAUACACAUAAUAUCGCCUCUGUAUCCACGGUUCAAAUUUUAUAUAAAACUUAUUCCUGGCCAACUA